CACGAGACCUGGCACAAAGACACAGAUCUCAGCAUUGUGUGGUGCAGAGUUGAGCUAAAGGGCAUCCAUUCAGCAGGACAUCAGGGUGUUUUCCCCCCAAGAUGGCGACCUCUAGUGCCUCUCUCUACUGCCCUCUCAUCCAGAGGAUGGUGAACAGCGGUGAGCCGUCCAACUCCACGGGCAAGAUCAGCGCCUUGGCCGUGAGCAUGGUGAGCCUGCAUGGCUUCAUCUCCUGUUUCGGCAUCCUGGAGAACCUGCUCAUCCUGGGAGUAGUGGGCUUCCAUGUCCGCCGCUCCGUCAUCAGCAUCUGGAUCCUCAACCUUGCAGCCUCCGACCUCCUGGCCACUGCCUCCCUGCCCUUCUUCACUCUCUUCAUGGCCCGUGGCCACACGUGGACCCUGGGCACAACCUUCUGUCGCCUCCACUCCUCCAUGUUCUUUCUCAACAUGUUUGUCAGUGGCUUCCUGCUGGCGGCCAUCUCUCUGGAUCGCUGCCUGGUGGUGCUCAGGCCUGUCUUGGCCCAGAACCACAGGAGCAUCAGGCUGGUCGGGAAGGUCUGUGCUCUUAUCUGGGCCUUGGCUCUGCUCUGCACCAUUCCCUUUUACGUGUUCCGUGACACUGUUCAAAAACAGAACGGGAAGGUUAUUUGUUACUACAAUUAUGCUCAACACCUCCCUUCUGGACACUUUGACCUGGCAUCUGUAUGUAGGUCGCGCCAGCAGACUAUGGGCUUCAUGAAGCUGUUUUUAGCCUUCCUAAUCCCCCUGGUGGUCAUCAUCACCAGCUACGCGGCUGUGACAGCCAGAUUGGCAAGUCGAGGCUGUCGGCGCUCUUUCCGUUUUGUGCGGCUCGUGGUCGCUGUGGUGAUGAGCUUUGUGCUCUGCUGGGCCCCAUACCACCUCUUCAGCACUAUGGAGGUGCUAGCCCAUGACGGGUCAUCCUUAGAGCGAUUUGUAGGCCGUGCCCUGCCUAUUGCAGCGAGCAUCACCUUCCUCAACAGUGUUCUCAACCCUGUCCUGUAUGUGUUCAGCUGCCCAGACCUGUGCAGUAAGAUUAGACAUUCUUUCGGAGCGGUGAUGGAGACCGUACUGGCUGAGGAUCUUCUGGAUUUCGGACGGCGCCGCAAUACUGCUCACUCCAUUAAUGGAUCGAGCGAAGUGGGGAUGAGGGGAAGGCCGUCCCUCCCCACCAUAAGCCUGAGAGCAGAGGACGCGGAAGAGCAAUGAAUAGGUCUUUCAAAUAUCACAAGAUAGCCAUUUAUCAAACUCUAUUGAGCUUGCCUGUCCCAUCACCUGAAAUCCCCACAGCAUAACUCACAUUUCCCCAAGAGGCUCAGAGGAUUUAUUAUUAUUUUGUACCGAAUAUUCACACCAAGUUUGUGCUUAGUAUGC
Myripristis murdjan (pinecone soldierfish) is the source of this 1391-nucleotide messenger RNA. RefSeq names its product prostaglandin D2 receptor 2. Gene Ontology annotation, biological process: phospholipase C-activating G protein-coupled receptor signaling pathway; complement receptor mediated signaling pathway; inflammatory response. NCBI's taxonomy places the organism in Eukaryota, Metazoa, Chordata, Actinopteri, Holocentriformes, Holocentridae. Gene Ontology annotation, molecular function: G protein-coupled receptor activity; complement receptor activity. Gene Ontology annotation, cellular component: plasma membrane. The transcript is spliced from 2 exons. The record is from RefSeq and is a predicted model, not a curated record. Bases 102 to 1226 code for a protein of 374 amino acids.